This is a messenger RNA of Lotus japonicus, 573 nucleotides long. Its product is annotated as protein SAWADEE HOMEODOMAIN HOMOLOG 1-like. Bases 1 to 573 code for a protein of 190 amino acids. NCBI's taxonomy places the organism in Eukaryota, Viridiplantae, Streptophyta, Magnoliopsida, Fabales, Fabaceae. The transcript is spliced from 5 exons. The record is from RefSeq and is a predicted model, not a curated record. Gene Ontology annotation, molecular function: chromatin binding.
AUGCCAGGUAAACGAGGUGCAAAUGUUUCAGAGUCGGAGUGGGCAUCCGAAGCAAGAUCUAAGAAAGACUUAGCAUGGCAUGAUGUUGCAAUGUGUCGAAACUUCAGAUAUUCGAGGACUGGCGAACUUGAAGUUCUUGUACGAUAUGCUGGGUUUGGCAAGGUGGAGGAUGAGUGGGUGAAUGUGAAAAGCGAGAUGCGAGAGAGAUCUAUCCCAUUGGAACCUUCUGAGUGUCACAAGGUGAAGGAUGGAGAUCUUGUACUAUGUUUCCUGGAAAGGGGUGAUUAUGCCCUCUAUUUUGAUGCUCGUGUAGUAAGAAUCCAUAGGAGGCUACACGAUGCGACAGAUUGCAAGUGCAUCUUCACUGUUCGAUUUCUCCAUGACAACUCUGAGGAAGAAAUUCAUUGGAAGGGGGUAUACUAUAGGCCUACACAAGACGAAUCGACACAAGAGAAAUCUAUUGUCUGUCAUGGCUCCCCAAAACCUACACAAGAGGAAUCUACUGUCCGCCAUAACUCCUCAGGACCUACCAAAGAACCCAACCUAAGUGACAUAGAGAACUUGUGGCCAUGA